CGAUUCGAGGAAUACGCUAUAUGAGCCACUGAGUCGUCGUCCACGGCUUCGUAAAGGAGCCUAGAUUGAAGGUCGGUCGUAUACAUGCGCACGAAUAAAUGGAAUAUGGAAGAGCAAAUUCGGAGUCCUCAUCCGUAGGUGCUCGAUAAUGUCUAGAAUGCGAUCAGCGCCUAACUCCGAAUAUAGAUACCUGUCUGGAAAUUUCGCGCCUAUUAAACGGACCCGAUCGCUCACACCAUGCAAUUAUGUCGGUCAUAUCCCGGAAGAGCUUGCUGGGGGUCAAUAUGUCCGCAACGGCGGGAAUCCGGCCACGAACGAUGAUUUAGGAAGAGAGGCUCAUUGGUUCGAUGGCGACGGCAUGCUUACAGGCGUUUUAUUUCGACGGGGCGAGAAAGAAACGAACAUAGAACCGGAGUUUGUCAACCAGUACAUCCUAACCGAUGUAUACUUGAAUGCAAAGGAGAAUCGGAAUUUGAAGCGACCAGUACUACCUAGUAUCGCAACAUUAAUUACUGCUUCAUUAGCGACUAUCCUUAUGGUAGUUCUUAGGACUUUGACACUAGUCUUCUUAUCGAGGUUGCCAGGAUCUAGCAAAGCCAUCAAGAAAAUCAGUGUUGCUAAUACCAGCAUAGUAUAUCAUGACGGCAGGGCGAUGGCAACUUGUGAGAGUGGGCCACCGAUGAGAUUUCAGCUCCCUAGCCUAGAUACUGUCGGAUGGUAUAAUGGAAGAAGCGCAGAAAAUGAACGCGGUUCGGCUAAGAGAGCAGGUUUCGGCGGAAGUGGUCCGAUCGCAUUCAUGAAAGAAUGGACAACGGGACAUCCCCGAGUUGAUCCAGUUACAGGAGAAUUCAUCGCAUUCCAUGCUGUUUUUAUCAAGCCGUUCGUCUAUUACUCAAUAGUACCGCCGGCCGGAUCAUCAAUGAAGGAGAAUGCGAAAGAAAGCGGGUCGGUCCCGAUAUUCUCGAUGCCGAUUCAAGGCAUUAGCUCUCCGAGAAUGAUGCAUGACUUUGGAGUUUCAUCGCAUUAUACGGUAAUAAUGGACCUUCCUCUAACCCUGGAUCCUAUGAAUAGUAUUAGAGGUAGACCAGUUGUUUCGUACGAUCCGACUCAACAAUCGCGGUUUGGGGUGUUCCCUCGAUACGAGCCGGAUAAAAUCCAAUGGUUCAAGACAAACCCGUGCGUCAUAUUCCAUACGGCGAAUUGCUGGGAAAUGAUAUCGUCGGGAACCGAAACAUGUGUUCACCUUCUUGCUUGUCGUCUUACUUCGGCGACAAUUGUAUAUAGUGCCGGUGCACUUACACCGCCUGUGACUAAGCCAGUACCUCCAGAAUACGCGGAAGAGGAGCAAUGUCGACUUCACUACUAUGCCUUCCCACUUCCCAAAGACGAUUCGGAGGAAACACCCCAAAUUCGGAAUCAAUGGGCUUUAUCAGCGAUUCCUUUCGAGUUUCCGACUAUAUCGUCUUCGCACGCGAUGAGGGAAGCUCGUUACAUAUACGGAUGUAGUAUGGGUGGACCAUCGUAUUCCGCGGCGGUCGGAAAAUCAGCUAAAAUUGAUUAUAUCGCGAAAAUCGACGCGGCAACGUUAAUUGCUCGAGGUAUCGCUAACCCGCCUCAACAGGUUAAGGGUUGUGUUGAUACCCGAAAUGUUCAUCAGGUUAUGCAGAGUACUGACGAUGAUGACCCCGUCAAGUUGUUCAAGAUGCCCAAAGGUUGGUUUGCGCAAGAGCCACGGUUCAUACCACGUACGAACGCAGAAAGUGAGGAUGACGGAUGGUUACUUAGCUACGUGUUUGAUGAGUCGCAGUUAGAUGAUAACGGCGAGUGUAGCGAUGAAGCUGUUAGUGAGCUUUGGAUCAUCAAUGCUAGGAACAUGAAAGAUAUCGUGGCAAGAGUGAUAUUGCCCCAACGGGUACCUUAUGGGUUACAUGGAGCUUGGUUUUCGGAAGAAGAAAUUGCUGGUCAGAGGCCAUUUGGCGCGGUUAGGAGAGAAACACCAAAGACGAACAUUGAUACUUCGAGUACUUUGUCAAUCGUUAGGGAUACUGUCGAGAGGUGGAUUGGAUGAUUGAAGGUAUCGUGAAGCUUUUCGCUCGUUUAAGCUUCUUACUCAGGUCCGAGUUAGAUUCAUUCGUUGAAGAUUCUCGUCUAUUCCAGCGUCAUUAGUUGUAGAUGAUAACUAUCGACACC
Messenger RNA from Hypoxylon trugodes, 2190 nucleotides. Its product is annotated as carotenoid oxygenase. The transcript has a single exon. Bases 149 to 2068 code for a protein of 639 amino acids. The record is from RefSeq and is a predicted model, not a curated record. Gene Ontology annotation, molecular function: carotenoid dioxygenase activity. Gene Ontology annotation, biological process: carotene catabolic process. NCBI's taxonomy places the organism in Eukaryota, Fungi, Ascomycota, Sordariomycetes, Xylariales, Hypoxylaceae.